AUUUCUUCUGCGUGUUAAUGAUUUUUUUUUUGGUCUGAUAGUUUGGAUUUCAGUUUUGAUACAUCGAUGUUUAAAUAUUUCUUCUUUUCGUUUUCGAUCUGAUCUUAAAGCCGCUAUUUUAUUCUUCUUCUUCCCCACCCCCCAGUGGAAUAAAACUGCUUCGUAUAUGUAACUGGCCUGAGAAUCCAAGAUUAGCUCAGGAGAUUUGUUUGUGUGUGUAGCGCCUUUCAGUUAUCAACCAAUUUUCAUGUGUGAUCUCGACCUCCAGAUUCCCUCCACCUUUGGAAAUCCCAAAGGAUGUCGAAAACAACAUCGGCUAUCGUUGUUCUCUUCUCCGUCGUAUUUCUCGUGAGUGUAGUCGCCGGACGGGUACCCCACGUCAUCAACUUCCGAUCGGAGAACCUUUUCCCGGAGUCCUUCGUGUGGGACCCAAGGUCCCAGCACUUCAUCGUUGGCUCUCUACGCUAUCCAAAGCUCGUCUCCGUCUCUGACGCCGGCGUCUCCGAAACCCUAAUCUCCGACGAAUCUCUUCCGGCGAACUCGAAGAUCUUGGGCAUCGCUCUAGACCGGAGCCACUACCGCGUCCUCGCCGUCGUCCACUGCCCGCCUUCCGCUUCUGAGCCGGAACCCUUCAACGCCCUCGCGGCUUAUGACCUAAUCUCCCUUCGCCGCCUCUUCCUAACCCCGCUCAUCGACGACGAAGAAGAUGAUUGGAACCCUAUCGAAUCCGUCGCAAAUGACGUCACAACGGAUUUCUCCGGCAACGCUUAUGUCACCAACUCGGGGAGAAAUCUCAUUUGGAAAGUCAAUUUCGACGGCAAGGCCUCCGUGCUGUCCAGAUCGAAGGCGUUCAAAUCGUAUCCGGUGGACGCCACCGCCGACUACCACAAAUGCGGCCUAAACGGCGUCGUUUACAACUCCAAGGGCUAUCUACUCGCCGUCCAAUCCAACACCGGGAAGCUCUUCAAAGUCGACGUUGAAAACGGCGGCGCCAGGACCGUUCUCCUCAACAAGGACUUAACGGCGGCGGACGGGAUCGCCGUCAGGGGCGACGGCGUCGUGGUGGCGGUUAGCCGCCGGAAACUAUAUUUCCUAAAAAGCCCCGAUAGUUGGAUGGAAGGGGUGGUGUUUGACGAAACUGCCCUCGAAGAAGACCGGCACGCUUCUGCAGUGACGGUGGGGAAUUUGGACAGGGUGUACGUGUUAUAUGGACAUAUCCACGAGGGCAUUAUGGUAAAUGCGGAGAGGGAUGAGUUUGGAAUAAUGGAAAUAGAGUCGGAAAAUGAAAAAAGAGAAGACAAUGUUUGGAUCUUUGUUCUUAUUGGUUUGGGUUUAGCUUAUUUAAUGUUUUGGAGAUUCCAAAUGCGCCAUCUUGUGGAUAGCAUGAACAAGAAAAGACUUUGAUUUUGAUUUUUUUUUUUGGAUUUUGUAAUAUGUAUUAGAAAAGGUUUUGAUUGCUCAGUUAUUAGCUUAUAGGGUUAGUAGUUGAUAGCAUUAGCUGAUGUGUAUAAAAGUGUUUGGUAAAUUAACUGUUAUCUUAUAGUUGAUAACUUGAUAUUGAUUGUUUAA
Ipomoea triloba (trilobed morning glory) is the source of this 1569-nucleotide messenger RNA. RefSeq lists its product as uncharacterized. Gene Ontology annotation, cellular component: endoplasmic reticulum. Lineage: Eukaryota; Viridiplantae; Streptophyta; Magnoliopsida; Solanales; Convolvulaceae. Bases 298 to 1404 code for a protein of 368 amino acids. The record is from RefSeq and is a predicted model, not a curated record. The transcript is spliced from 3 exons.